AUGGGUACCGAUACAUUGGGAUCUGUAAGAGAUAAUUAUUCAAAGCGAAAGAGCAGAGAACAAUCCUCAACCGAAUUUGCUUUCAAGCCAAUAGCUUUCACCAGACAAAUUGAUGUUGGAGCUCCACCUAGAGCUGGAGCUUUCACACACAGGUCACUGAAAUGUGACACUCAGUUCAAGAUAUUUUAUAAUCGUGGAGACUUUCCGAUAGCUUUGGAACACGAUAGCAAAGGAAAUAAAAUCGCAUGGAAGGUGGAAAUAGAAAAACUUGAUUACCACCAUUACUUACCCCUAUUUUUUGAAGGUCUUGCAGAAACUGAACAUCCGUAUGAAUUCUUUGCACGGCAAGCUCAUAAUACCAAUCAAAUCAGCUCUUAA
Molecule: messenger RNA, 378 nt
Organism: Heterobilharzia americana
Lineage: Eukaryota; Metazoa; Platyhelminthes; Trematoda; Strigeidida; Schistosomatidae
Source: the annotation of a GenBank genome assembly